UAGUACAGCGCUCAGCGAGUGUCGGACGCUCGGCUUCGCAGUCGACGACCUUAGUAUUCUUCGUUUAUUUUCUUUUCUAUUCGUUUAAUUUAUCGCUCGAACCUCACGGCGUUAUAAACAUGAAAUGUGUCGUCGUCAGUGAGUGAAUUUCGGGUGUUACCGUGUUUACUGAAAUUUUAUUUUGACAGUUCACGUGCGGAAUCAAAUUAUUACCGGUUCCGGAGUUUUCAAGUGUUUAUUAUACAUACACGGCCUUCAUUUGCCGCGGAUAGAGCCGGCAGAUCGUCAAAAAGGUGAGCUAGUGGUUUUCAUAGUGGCAUUAGUAAGGAAUUCUCGUGGGAACAACUUGUAAAGUUCAUCCGGUGAUUCGGUGUUUUGUGGUCGUUGUUAGAAAAAGUUAUAACGGAUAUCUUCCAGUAGGAUUUAUCUCGGAAACUUGUGUGAAGUGCGUGUGCCGGUUGAGUGAAAUCGGUGGUGCUUACAACUUAGAACAUAACCUUAUUCGAACGGGGCGCGUGUUGCACGGGCAUGCGCAGUACGGGUCAUUGGAAUUAUUAAUAAGUUACUUACAAUUUUAUAAACAAACAUUCAACUGUGUGCUUACCUGGUGUCGUGGUGCGUUGCUAAUAAGAACCGCACGCAGUGUCCGCGGAGAACAGCGCGGUUCAUCCUGUCGACUGAUCAUAAACAUUUGUGGAUUUUUAAAUCCAGGAUAACGUUCACCUGUGGGAUUUCGGUGUAUUACCUGCGCGCGCACCGGACUUCUUUACAAAGGUUGGCGCAACUAUGAUGUCCUGUCCCCUACCACUGCCGCUGUUGCCGGCACUGCAUCCGCAACCAGCAUUGGCCUCGGACUUCCCUAUUCACAUUGGAAUUAAGAGAGGCUCCGACGAGCUUCUUUCGCAGAGUGGCGUCACCGUCAUGGCGCCCGCCGCUCCGCAUCACGCCGACAACAACAACCAGGACUCAGCUGCCAAGAAGGUGAAACUGGAACAGAAUGUGGGCAAACCAUCCCGCGUCAUUCACAUACGGAACAUACCCAAUGAGACGACAGAAGCUGAGAUCAUACAACUUGGCUUGCCAUUCGGAAGAGUUACGAAUGUGCUCGUGCUUAAAGGCAAAAAUCAGGCAUUCCUCGAGAUGGCGGAGGAGAUAUCGGCGGUGGCCAUGGUGGCGUACUUCGGCGGAUGCGUGGCGCAGUUACGCGGGCGUGCUGUCUAUGUACAAUUCUCCAACCACAAAGAGCUCAAAACAGACCAAACACACAGCAACGCCGUGAGUGCCUUGCCUCAUUCAAUUUCGGCGUCGGCGCAAGCGGCGUUACAAGCUGCACAAGCAAUAUCAAAUAGUGCGGGUGCGGCGCUCGUAGCCGGCGCCGGCGCAGCCUUGCAACCUGCAAACGGUGGCACAGAAAUACAGGGUGGUCCUAACACAGUACUGCGUGUGAUCAUAGAACACAUGCUGUACCCCAUAGUUCUCGAUGUUCUUUACUCUAUCUUCCAGCGGUAUGGAAAGGUGCUCAAGAUUGUCACAUUUACUAAAAAUAAUUCAUUCCAAGCCCUAAUCCAGUAUCCGGACACUCUAUCAGCGCAAACUGCAAAAACGGCUUUGGAUGGACAGAACAUCUACAACGGUUGCUGCACACUCCGCAUCGACUACUCAAAGAUGACCUGCCUUAAUGUGAAAUACAACAAUGAUAAGUCCCGGGACUACACCAAUCCGACGCUGCCUUCGGGUGACAGCGACGCCCAUCAACUGUUGACCAGUGGUGGAGUGUUAGCACCUCAGUUCCUGGGACUUGGCUCAGGUCUAGCUUCACCGUAUGGUGUUGGCGUCGGUGGAGUAGGCUUACCGGCAUUUGGAGCAUUGACCCUGACCCCGGCAUCUCCUGCUCUUCGAGCGCUCGCUGCUCCCCCGCUGCCCCUCGCUACAGUACUCCUUGUAUCUAAUCUAAAUGAAGAGAUGGUCACGCCUGACGCUCUCUUUACCCUUUUCGGCGUGUAUGGUGAUGUGCAACGGGUGAAGAUCCUCUACAAUAAGAAGGAUUCAGCAUUGAUUCAAAUGGCAGAGCCUCACCAGGCUCAUUUGGCUAUGACACACAUGGACAAGUUACGAGUGUUCGGCAAGGCGAUGCGCGUUAUGCUCAGCAAACACCAGACUGUGCAGUUACCUAAAGAGGGACAACCGGACGCGGGACUUACUAGGGAUUAUUCUCAGAGCCCGCUUCACAGAUUCAAAAAGCCUGGCAGCAAAAACUAUCAGAAUAUUUACCCACCAAGCGCCACAUUACACCUAUCGAACAUUCCAGCAACCGUGUCGGAAGAUGAUAUCAAGGAUGCGUUUACCAAACGGGGAUUCACAAUUAAGGCGUUCAAAUUUUUCCCGAAGGACCGCAAAAUGGCAUUGGUGCAGCUCCCAUCAAUCGACGACGCAGUCGCGGCGCUUAUCAAAAUGCACAAUUACCAAUUGUCAGAGUCGAACCACCUAAGAGUGUCUUUCUCCAAAUCUAGUAUCUAAACGGAUCGACCACGUUGCAGCGUCUUCGGAAUAUCACACUGUUGUCACGCGUCCACGCAGACUCAAACUUCUGCUUGUCAUGGCCUCAAGAAACAAUGCCUUGUCUCACUUCGGCUGUAAUUCUAAUAGUGACUUAUCGGCACACACUUGACUGUCAGUGAACACACACAUUGACGCGUUGACAAUACUUCUGUACCUCUCACAGAAUCGAGAAUUUUGCUCGACUGAAAAUUUAAAUAUAUCUGUAUUACGCUUACUCGGAACAGUAUAGGAAUUAAGUGCUACUCUAUUUUCUUAAUACGAUCGUUCUACUGUUACUUGUACAUCAUAAUCUAAGAUACUAUCAUCAUCACAUUGUAAGUACGGCAGCUAAAUAGCGUUAUAUUUAAUGAACGCGACUAUACUGUUGCAUUUGAGAGGAUCUUUUUUUAUUGUGUGAUAUUCAUUCCAUACAUUAUCUAUAUUAACAUAAUUUUAUUUUUUUAUGUACUUGCAAUUAUUUCCAGUAAUUACAAUAUAAUUAUUAUGAAAUUUGUCAGCACUGCAAUUAGAUUGCGCUAGGUUUGUUUACAUUUGGCAAAGUUGAUUGCAAUGUUAAACAUUGCCUCGGUUAUUUGUGGUUAUUUGUAUGACUGACUUUGAAUGCCACCAUAAAUUUUAUAUUCAUCACUAUUAUAAUUAAAUUGUUGAAAAAUGUUUCUACUUCACAUAUAAUUUGCAGUUAUUACUCUAAAAUUAUAUUUUAUAAAUAUAUUUUAUUCUCUAUUUUAACAUGCACAAUUUACUAUAUUAGCAUUUUUAUAAGUAAUUAUUAUAUCAUAUAGUUUUGUACGCAUACACAUUUUUCUCUUAUUUUAUUAUUACUGGAAUGUUACGUUUAGAAAUGUGUAUGUGUGUGCAAUAUUAGUUUUAGAAAUAAUUUUAAAUAAUAUAUUUUAGUUCUUGCAUGCUUCCAACUCGUUUCAUUGUUUAGGUGAAUAUUGUCUAUUUAGUUUCAGUGCUUCUUGACUAUUAGUUAGUGUAAUCACAACUCUAUUGCUAAGCAUCUAGAUUAUAUAUCACUGUUUAAACGUUAUGUUCGGUGACAUAAUAGUGACAUGAUGCAUUUAUUUCGGUGUUAAUUUAUAUUAAUAAUAAAUAGUAGCUACAACAUACUAUAAAUGCUCGUGCAUACAUUUCACUAAGCAGUUAAUUAUAGAUAAUUAUUUAUUUAGCCUCUGGUCGGAAGCUAUGGUCGCGCAGUGUGGGUAAUAUCGCGAUGACGUAUUUUUUAGAAUAAUUUUCAGUAUAUUAUUAGGAUGUAUCCACACUGUAGCCAUCGGAGUUGCGGCGGCAAUUUAAAGUAUUAGAGAGAUCUGAUGUGCUCUAUCACGUAUGUAAUCAGCAGUAUUUAUUUACACUAGGUCACAAUAACUACGUUAUGAAACAGUAUUUUAGUUAACGUAAUAACUCUCCAAUACACACUUCAUUUUGUAUAUAGACACACUCCGACUUCGUUGACCUUAAUAUGCAGUCGUUAGUCAAGUGGUUCCUUAUAUAAAAUUUAUCUUAUUAAAUUGUUUAAAUCUAGAACAUGAUUAAAACUAUGAAUUGCAAAAGGCAUUAAUUUUAUUGUUUUUAAAAAUAUUAUAUAUUUAAUAAUAAUGAAAAUGGCAAGAUUUAUUUUUUAUUUUAAAAACUGAAUAUAUAAACAUAUAUGAAUGAAAUUGUUUAAAAAAGUGCCACUUUUCUACGUCUGUUUAUUAAGUUUUUCACGCUUCCUUGGACUAUCUGAGUUCUAGAUUGGAUUUCACACAUCUUUGCCUUCUUAAAUUAAUUAAAAAUGCGUCUAGUCCAAUGCAAAAGAGAUUAAGUUUGUGGGUUAAGAUUUUACUUUAUGAGAAAAAAAUAUCUUGUAAUUCGUCUCAAAUUUUUAAACUCUGGUAGGAAAAGCUUUUGUAAGAGAAUGUUAUUUAUUGUAAUAUAAAGUUGGUCUUAGAGGGAAUCUCCAAGGAAAUCUAUGCUCUAACUGCUAGGACCAGUUUUAAGUGUUCAGUUCACACGUCCAGUUUAUGUGAUUAGGCAAAGCAUGCGUGAAACAGAUACCUGAAUUAUGACGAAUUAGGAAAACAAUGGCCAUUCGCAAGCGAUAUCCAAUGUAAUCAUUUUACAAUCAUUGUAUCUAUAAUGUUUUUUCUUACCUGGCCUGUUUAGUGAACAAUUAUGGCGUACCUUUUAAAAAUUGUAUAUGAUUAAUAAUAAUAAAUUAACACAAAAAUCUUUUUACGCGACUUUAUAAACGAGCAUAUAUUUAAAUCUCUUGAUUGUUUUCGGCUAUAUUUUUCUUCGCCAAUAAUGCAUAGUUUUUAUUUUAUUUUAUAUUUCAUUCCGUAAGAUUUACUCCUGUGUCGUCCCGAUAUAUUUAGAUUUUAUCACGAUUUUAAUAACUUCUUUGUCAAAUAAAAUAUUAUUAUUUUAGCAAUUUAUUAAUUAUAUAGUAUUAUUUAUUAUACAAGUUGUUUUCUAAAUACGUCAAGUAAGAAAAAUCAAUAUAGAAUGAACAUUAAUAUUACUAUGUAAGUUUUAAAGUAUUAAGUCAUUACAAUACAUACAUAUCUUGACAAUGCCACUGUUGGUACUACAGUAAGGUAUGAAAGAGAAUACGAGGGUUGUUUAACGGGGGGAAAGAAUAUAGCGCAUAAUGUGGCACAAACCUUAGAUAAGAAAAUUGAUGAAAUGAACACUGUAUAACAGAUUUCAUUCGUUCGUUUUAUCAAACAUAGCCGAUAUACUAAAAACUGGUUAAAAACAUAUAAUUUCAUUUCCUCUUAAAAAUCAAUUUGAAGUCAUUAAAAAAAAUCACAUAUUUACACUAUUUUAAUGUAUAUUAUACAUCACGUACCGUAUAUAAAUAAAAUAUAGAGCUUAAUAAGACGAUUAAAACUGAAAAAAAAAAGAUAGAAUGUCAUUACGAUGUAAGAAUAGAAAAAUUAUCAUACAAAUUGUAUUAAUCAGUACCUACAUUACUAUAAGGACAUAAAAAGUAGUUAUUUGGUUUAGAUAAUGUUAGGUGACCAGGGUGUGGUGAUAUUUUGCACGUUUUUGAAAAUGUUUUUCUAAUAAGGUGCAGGAUUCUGUGCCUGUAUUUUGAAAUGAUGUGAAAAGUGGUUCGCGAUUGGUGGCGGUUUGUGUGCGGUGAGAACGGCAUCGCAUUUGUAAUUUUAAAUUAUUAUUACGUAUUUAAUUAAAUGGAAAUCACAAAGAGGAGAUUACAUAUCCACUGUAUUCAGCGUAGGACGCUACACACAUGCCGACGUGCUCUAGUAGUGCGUCACUGUAAUAUUGUCUCAACGAUUCAAGUGCUUAAUGCUCAAGACAGAGUGGGACAGCAAAUGUGUGUAACGUUUCCAGGCCUAAAUUAUUUCUCAGUAACAUUGGUAUUGACUAAUAGAUAAUUAUAGGGAUUUAUGUGUUUAGAGAAGUAUUUUAAAUAUUUAGAUAAUAAUGGUAAUAUACUAUUAAAAAUAAUAAAUAGAUCAGUGUUUAGGAUGAGAUGCCAAAUUUAAAGUCAAUACACAUUAUUUUAGGUAAAAGGUAAUUGAGGUAAUCUUAACAUUUAUUGAAAAGUUGAUGAAAAUGUUACAGUUAAAUUAUAUUUGAGAGUUUUAUUAAGCGCAAUAUAUGCAAUUUUAUUCAUUGUAAGUGAACAUUGUUUCAAUUUGUUAGUUAAAGUUAUGCGUUAAAAAGUUGUGAGAGUUGUUUUCGAAUGUCUUCAUGAAUCGAUCGCUAAGUACUGCGCUGACGCGAUACCUUUGUAUGUAUGUGCGUCGACAAUCGACAGUCGGCUAGUUCCCAUCGUCUCCCUUGCGUUUCACAUAAAACAUAUCUCUGCAUAUCAUUCUGUAUAUGCUUUUUUUAUUGCGCUUUAUAUUUAUCUCUUAUAUUAGCUGUACUUGGUAUUUAGUAUUUCACAAAAAUAUGCAUAAAGGCCAACAUAUCAAUACAUAGAGAUUUGGCUAAGGCGCAUGUAUCAUAAAACUUUUAUAUCCUUGAAUUCCGUUUGUAAAUGUUGUCUCCUUUUAUUAUCGCAAAGGCGGUUAUUUUCUAUAUGUCAUUGUGUUUUUAAAAAUGUUUUAAAAUGUCGUCAUCCUAUUUUCUUAUUUUAAUAUUAAGCCUUUUGUGUGUUUAAUUUCAUUCUUAUUUUAAUUUCAUUAUAAUUAAACUAUUAUUAUCAUU
Galleria mellonella (greater wax moth) is the source of this 6732-nucleotide messenger RNA. It is a transcript of the gene heph, whose product is annotated as polypyrimidine tract-binding protein 2. The coding region runs from base 787 to 2517 and encodes 576 amino acids. Lineage: Eukaryota; Metazoa; Arthropoda; Insecta; Lepidoptera; Pyralidae. Gene Ontology annotation, molecular function: mRNA binding. Gene Ontology annotation, biological process: mRNA processing; regulation of RNA splicing. Gene Ontology annotation, cellular component: nucleus. The record is from RefSeq and is a predicted model, not a curated record. The transcript is spliced from 16 exons.